Molecule: messenger RNA, 956 nt
Organism: Anolis sagrei ordinatus
Lineage: Eukaryota; Metazoa; Chordata; Lepidosauria; Squamata; Anolidae
Source: RefSeq, a predicted model, not a curated record
GCCUGACUUCCGUGAUUCUAUCAAGGUUUUGCUGGAGUUCAACUUUUCUGAUCCAGAGAGUGGACCUAUUCUUGACAACACAUUGCCCAACUCAAUAUAUGAAUAUAUCCCUUUCACAAAAGAUUGUGGAAGCAAGAAGAAAUGUAUUACUGAUCUACAGUUGACUGCCAAUGCAACCAUAGGAGGAAACAGUUUUUCUCCAUUCAUUGUCAAGGUGAACAACCUCAAGUUCUGGGUACAAAUGCUUGUUAGGAAUAAAAAAGACAGUGCUUAUAAUACAAGAGUCAUUGUCCAAUAUUCUCCCAAUAUUAUUUUUGUUGGGAUUGAGAAAAUACCCAAAGAUAGUUGUGAAUCUGGGCAUAACAUCACUUGUAAAAUAGGUUACCCAUUCCUAUCAACUGGAGAGGAGAUUUACUUUGAAAUAGCAUUCCAAUUCAAUGUGUCUUAUCUUCUGGAAAAUACUACCAUUCAGUUUUCUGUAACAAGUGACAGUGAUGAACAUGAUGAGACCCUGGAAGAUAACAGAGGAAGUAUUGUAAUACCCAUAAAAUAUGAAAGUGGAUUAAUAUUCAAAAGGGAUCCAAAUUCAUAUCACAUCAUCAUUGCUGCCAAUGAACACACUCCAGAAGUGUUUAAUUCUACAGAAAGCAUUGGAGAUGAAAUUAACUUAAACUAUAUGAUUGAAAGAAUUGAAAAAAUUGAAUAUUUGCCAAUGCCAGAACUUACACUGCAAAUCUCAUUCCCCCACAUGGAUUCAGCAAAAAACCCUGUCCUUUACCUAACUAGGAUAUCAUACUCAGAGAAUGUGCGGUGCCAAAGUAGCCAUCCCACUGACCCGUUAAAGAUUGAUGCUGCUGACAGUCCAUUUGUGGUGCCAAGAAUACAAAAGCCUCUAAAGGAUGCACAAAUAGUAUGUCUAUCUGAUCUUUUGUAAGGUUAAGCUAAGUAUUCCAGCU